AUGUCCCAUGUGCCAGGUUUAGCCCGGCACACACCAAAAAGGAUCUGCGAUGCCCCGCAGCACCCGGGUGUCGCUUGGGGCGCUGCAGGGGGCCAGGGACACCCGGGGGGACAGGGACACCCGGAGGGGCUGCAGGGAGAUGGGGACACCCGAGGGGACAGGGACCCCCGGGGGGAAGCUUUCUGCAGCUUUGAAUAUCGGGAAAACACGUCGGGCCGUUCGCGGGACAGGGAGCAGAGCGGGAACCGCGGGCUGUGGUUCCGCAGGGCGACCCGAAAUCCUCCGGCACGGCCGGGUUCCGACACCCCUCCCCCGCUGCUGGGGUUCCCCAUGGACCUCUUCCACCCGCUGCAGCCUGCAGAACGGCGCUUCGGGAUGUGCCGUUUGGGUCGGAACCCCCUGCAGCGACCGCCCUUUCCGUGGGCGCUCGGGGCCGCUCCGAGGAUCCGCUCCCGCGUUAUCCCGCCAGCCGCUCCGUGCUGGGAUGCCAGGGCCGUCCCGCGGGAGGCUGCCUCCGGAGGCCACAUUCCCACCGCCGCCUUCCAGCCCGUUCUAUUCCGGGCCGGAUUGUUGGCUCCAUUGUGCCGGUGCUCGCCCGUUUCUAUUCGGUUACCAACGAGGAUCCUUCGGUUCCCGGCCUGCUCCUGCCUAUCUCCACUGGCCUCAGUUAGACACAGCGCGUGCUCCGCAUGA
Messenger RNA from Tinamus guttatus (white-throated tinamou), 693 nucleotides. Lineage: Eukaryota; Metazoa; Chordata; Aves; Tinamiformes; Tinamidae. The record is from RefSeq and is a predicted model, not a curated record.